This is a messenger RNA of Lachnellula hyalina, 2355 nucleotides long. RefSeq lists its product as uncharacterized. The record is from RefSeq and is a predicted model, not a curated record. Lineage: Eukaryota; Fungi; Ascomycota; Leotiomycetes; Helotiales; Lachnaceae. The coding region runs from base 1 to 2355 and encodes 784 amino acids. The transcript is spliced from 2 exons.
AUGUCUGCUACUGUCUCUCGCCGUCGUAGCCUGCGUGCAUCACCACGAUCUUCUAGAACAAAACACGCCAUUUCCUACGCUGAGCCCUCCUCCGAUUCCGACCUUGACAGUGACUUGGACGAGCUGGGGGAAUCAUCUUCACGCCGUACAGUACGGUCUCGGGUACAGCCUAGAAGGUCUAGCAGGCGAGCUGGCGCAUACCAAUCUGACAAUACCGAGGAGGACGAGUUGCUAGAUACUGAACCAGCCCAACCGCCCCCCUCUCGACACUCUACCCGUAAAGUCCCAAUCCGAGGGAGCAGAAAAUCCAAUACACUUCCAGGAAGCAUCGACUAUCGACCAAAACGUCGCACAUACCACUCUGAUGAGUCCGACGACGAACUCCCAAAGACCAAGAGACGCAAGACGAUUAGGCCGCCAACUCCAAAAUCUCCUAAAUCACUUGCAAACUCCUUCACCAGUAACAAUAUCGUUGGUUCAGGGGUCAUUCCACAGUGGCAAAGCCUCCCAUACCACGUCCUCCUGCAAGUUUUCAAAUAUGCAGCCUACCCUCUCUAUGAUGUUUGCACAUUUCAGCCUUCGCUAUCUGCAACUUGGCUCCUGAAAAUGGCCAGGUUGUGUCGCCAGUUCACAGAACCCGCGCUCACAGCUCUAUAUUCCUCGCCACCUUUAGUCCCUAUGGUUCAAGCUCACAGGCUGGUUGAUAUAUUACGAAGUGACCCUCGUCAAAUGGCAUUUGGAUACAGACAGAAAAUCCAGUCACUUCACAUUGAUGUUGGUCAAGUCGUUGCUUAUUCUCUUACGGGUAGCGGACACCUGGAUCUUCGAGACCUGAUAAAAGAUCUGCCACGCUUGGCGGAUUUGGAGCUGUACCACCAAAAAGACAUGGCACCCUAUCGACAGUUAAAUGAUAAUAUCAAGUGGACAUAUCCAGAGUCAUUCUUUGAUGCCUUGGAAUACGUCGACCCUGCAGCUGACCCUAUGAGGGGUGAUAAAACCAGCGUCUGUAGGCUGAGAAGCUGGCGUUGGUCAAGAAGACUCGCUGGGAGUAUAUGGGAUAUUGAGAAGAUGCGUGAAGUCCAUCUCAAACCAUCAUUUUCCGCACUUCGGAAGAUUGGUUUUGUUGACUACCAGAUUCCUGAUGGCAAAGGAGUGCACCCGAGACAAAUAAUACUUGCUGAUUCGUUAAAGCCGCUGAAGAAUCUCCAGCAUUUGGUUUUCGAGGCAUCGACCAUAUGUGACGAGGACUUGUUGCCUCUGCUGCCCAAAAACUUGCGACAUCUAGAGUUUAUUAAUUGCGCAGGGUUAGAGGCGGAUCAUAUUGCUGCAUUCCUCCUCACGCAUGGCAACCAACUUCGGACUUUGGUUCUUAACCAUAAUCAGAGACUUAGCUUAGGCUUCUUGCCUGUUCUUGGGAUUGCUUGUCCGCAUUUGCAAGUGUUCAAGAUGAACUUGUCAUAUUAUAAUGGGAGCACUGCUUAUCGAGAUUCAGAGCCAUUGUAUGCUCAGCUCUUGCUUCCUGACCAGAUUCCAGUCUGGCCAACAACUCUCCAAACCAUUGAGUUGACUAACAUGCGCAAAUGGGAGACCGAUGCUGCAGAAAUGUUUUUUCAAAGUCUUCUCGAUAGCGCAGCAAACCUUCCAGACUUAAGGAAGUUGGCACUGCAGUGUAUUAUAAGUGUUGGGUGGAGAGACAGGGCAUCGUUCCGGGAGAAAUGGAUUGGAUCUCUAGACCGAAUUUUCAAGAGAGUCUCCGAGCCUCCUCGACAUAUUGUCAGCAUUCGAUCUUGCGAUGAGCCGGAAGCUGACACGGGGCCAGUGGUUCAUCCGAAGGUUAAGACGGCCAUACCAAUUCGAGAUCGCACAAUGCCGCACAUCAGCUAUGGUGGCUCAAGUUCAACUGAAGCCACGGCACCUUCACCUGCUCGACGCUCCCAACGCACGGCGACUCAGCCAGGCCUCUACGCUGAGUCCCCCGACAACUCGGAUGCAGAGCCUGAGGCUGAGUACCAACUUCCUGAUAAUUAUUUCAAAAGCUCACGCCCCAAUGGUCUUGCGCGUGAGCUCGCCAUCCUGAAGCAAACAGCAGGCAUAGACAGCCCAUCCGACAACCCAUCUUCACCCGCCGCCGCCAGCUCAGAUGACGAUGAGCCGAUUCUUAAUAAAAUCAAGGGCAAGGGCAAGGGCAAGGCACGAGAGGUCAUUCAGGGCAUGUGCGAAGUUGUUGAAGUUAGGAUUGACAAUCUGAGACCGACCGAGGUGCAAGUCACAGAAGCUGAUUUCUUGGAUGAAGAAGCGUCUGGCGAUGAGGAUUGGAACGGGGAAGAUCCUGUUGUUGAUGGAUAUGCUUGGUAA